Xenia sp. Carnegie-2017 is the source of this 3825-nucleotide messenger RNA. Its product is annotated as lipoxygenase homology domain-containing protein 1-like. NCBI's taxonomy places the organism in Eukaryota, Metazoa, Cnidaria, Anthozoa, Malacalcyonacea, Xeniidae. The record is from RefSeq and is a predicted model, not a curated record. The transcript is spliced from 12 exons. Gene Ontology annotation, molecular function: protein binding. Bases 1957 to 3063 code for a protein of 368 amino acids.
GCUGUCAUUAUGUGUUGUUUAUCAUUUUAAGGCAUCAGAAUGUUGUUGAACGACUAUUAAUGUCCUCGAAGACACGAUGAAGCUUCUCAGGAAUUAUUGGGUAGUUGCCUGUCUAUUUCUUGUCGUUUCCACAAAUUGUUCAGUAGCAACGCUGUAUACAAUCAUUGUGCGUACUGGAACGAGCGACAAUCCUAACAGCCUGUUUAGUAUGGAUGGCCCUGGGACUGAUUGUAAUGUGAAAGUAAAGAUCCACGGAAAAUCAAAGAAGACUGGACUUGAUGAUUCGACGGAUGCUAUAAAACUCAAGAAUAGCGAGCAUUUCAAUAAAUUCGAGAAAGGACAAACAGAUACGUUUGUCGACCUCAAAGAUGAUGAAGAUAUAGGAAACAUUAAUAAAGUUGAAGUGAAGAUUUACAACUUUUGUUCCGUUGGCCCACAUUGGCUCUUAGAUAAGAUCACUGUCAUUACGGAGAAUCGAGAAAGUUUUGCUUUUAAGGCCAACGUUUGGUUGACGAAAAAAGACGUUUUCUAUCCCAUCAUGACUCUAUUAGUCAGGUAUUUGGUGACAGUGAAAACAGGCAGCUUUAAGGAUGCUGGAACCUUAUCAAGAGUAUUCAUUAAGAUAUUUGGAUAUUCACGAUCAAACUUACAAUUGCUGUCCACUUCUCUGUUAUGGCUAACGGGUUCUGUUCCUGGAGAUGGAUUUGCCAAAUCAUCGUUAGAUUUCAUAGUUAUUGUUUAGCUAAGUGAAGGCUGCUCUUAGUGGUUUUUUUUGCAUAUUGUACCCAAUACAUAUAAUUCAACAUUUAACAUCUCCUGCUGCUGACCAAAAACAAUUCUAAAUUAACCCAUUUGUAUUUUUAUACAUAACAGCGAUGAGAUUACAUAACAUUACUUCAUGCCGGAUUCUUUCCAUAAUACGUUUUCUGCUAGGAACUGCCCUUAUUUUAAAAAUAUUUAUGGGCCUUAUUCUCCACUUCGAACACUCUUGUUUUGAAAUGCCAGAAUUAAUCUACUAUACUUUAUUCUCACUUUCAAUUAUAUGCAUGAAAACUUAGUGGAUUUAAUGCAGUAAAACUUAUAUAUAAAACAUAAUUUGCGUUGUUGAUAGAAACUCGUUGUUUGUUCGCUUAUCAAUUUUUUAGAUCUUUGAGAUUCAUAGUAGAAGAUGUCAACGAUCUCAUAAACUUGACCAAGAUCGAAAUUGUGAGGGAUGAUAAAGGAAGUCAUUGGUAUUUAGAAAAAGUAUCAAUAAAGUCUUGUUCUAUUUGAUCUCAGAUCUUCUCCAGUAUUAGUCAUGCUAUUAUGUUAAAUUUAAUAUUCAAUAGAUCGAGGUUUAGUGCUUUUAAAAGAUGCGAUAUAAUGUCGAGAAUUAUAUUUUCUUUUGUCUUUAACAAUUAAAUCAAAAUUACUGCUCAAUGGAAUCUUGCUUUCUAACAAUAUUCUAUUUACAUGUUUAUUAAAUUAUUAGAUCAUUAUAACAACAAAAGAAGGAACAGCAGUAUUUCCAGCACACGCGUGGAUCAAUAGACCAAAUCAAUACUUUGUAUUCAAAGUUUUAAAAGAAGCUCCCAUGACCUCUUCAUCAUCACUGCAAGCCUCUUUACUCGUUUCCAUGACACUGCGAACCCCUUCCUUACUCUCCACAACACCGUUCAACUCUGCAUUAGUUUCCUCAACAAUUCUAGUAACUUCACUUACCCCCACAUUACCUUCCACUGUAUCGCAAACCUUUUCCCCACUGCUAAUCUCCUCAACCUUUUUAAUACCUACGAUUCUUUCUCCAAAAGUUCUUGGCUCACUCUCCUUAACAACAUCAACUCCUUGCACGUUGAUUCCCUCAUCACAGUGUUCAACAUCGCAAUCACCGAUUCCAUCAACAAUGGUCGUGUCAGAUUUUCCCAUCAUAUAAUCAUAUACACCUACUCGCUUUCGGAGCCUGGUGCAGAGACAAGUAUGUACAUAACUUUAAUCGGCCUAUCGGCGACAAGUCCUGAAAUUCAUCUCAAAAGUCCUUGGGUUCCAGAAUGGACACAGCCCACCCGAUCAAAAAUCUUCCAAAUUCAACAAAACGAUUUUGGUCCAAUAAUUAAGAUACGACUUCGACAAGUCGUUGCUGCAAGAUCCCCAGACGUGACAAUUGAAAAGGUUUUAAUUGUUUCUCAAGAGAAUACUGUGUAUGAGUUUUUGGUGUCAUCUUUGCUUAAAAGCUCAGAUCCUGUGGAGAAACCGUUAGUUGACUCUUAUCCUGCUACGUCCUUGAAGUUUAUAGCGUAUCCACCUUGUGCUCAGUCAAGGCAAUCCCUGAUGCAUCCAGAGCCUAAGUCACCUGUACUUCUUUUGCAGUCGUGUAACAAAAUACCACAGUUGUUUAAGCUUCAUCCUGAUGGAGUUAUUCAACAUCUUGCGAGUGGCAUGUGCAUUCAAAGCAGUAGAACUGAUGAUCCAAUGAAAAUAGCAGAGGGUGAAAGCUUGGUAUUGAAUUACCCGUGUACACUGUACCGAUCAGAAUACAACACACUACAUGCUUUACAGUUUAAAUUGACAACAAAAGGAUCUCUUAUGGAAAUAAGAAGUGGAAAGUGUAUUUACACACGCGAUGGAGUAGAGAAUCUGCCUCUUACAUUUACUGAGAUAUGCGAUACUCGCAACACGCAAAUUGCUUUUGUUGACAAAAGAAACAAUGUUAUAGUACCAAAAAUUCCCAGUGAAAUGCAAUCUAAGUCAUCUGUUUCUCUUUCGUCGCCUUCGCAACACAUUGAAUAUCCCUCUGGAGGAGUAAAUAAAUUACCAACUGCUGAUCCAAUAGCUCAAGUUUUAAGCAUCCCUCAACAACAAAAUUUUGGCUUGGUUUCAACGUUGCCAUCCAUAUACUGUCCAUCAAGUUGUUCGACACCGUGCAUGCCAUCGUGUGAGCCAAUGUGUUGCAGAGUUGGCCUACAACAGCCUGGUAACAUGCUCCCAACUUACCCAAACAUAAUUCGUUGUGCAUCUAACUGUUCACCAGAACAUUGUCCGUCAUCAUGCCCAGUAGGGUGUUGUUUUCCAAAUCUUAUGUCUUGAGGAAACAUGAACUGUCAUAGGCAUAGUGUAAAAUGAUAACAAUCAUUAUUUUCAUCGAUCAUUUUGAAGUGGUUUAGCAUGAAAAAUAGAUUUUAUUUUGGAUCCAGUGUUAUCACGGCGGAAAGCAAAGGACUUCAUGAAAACGAAACGGCAGUCAUUAUACUGUUUCUACUGAAGUCAUUAUAUUGUGUUCUAAAUUCGUCAGCAUAUAGGAAUGCAAGUUUAUUGUCCAUUUUCUCAACCUCUUAAAUGUUUAGGUUGGUAAUGUGCAAAGUGCAAACACCAUUGCUAAGAUUAUAUCAGAAAUAUUCCUCUCAAAAACGAUCAAUCUUAUCAAAUUCGACAAUAUACGAAGGGUUUGAACUACAUUUCAUAACAGACCGGCUUAGAGAAAUCAAAAUUUUCUCUACAAUUUAGGAAAAGAGAAACAUUUUAAUAAUUGCGAGUGUUGGAAAUGAAAACAUACCUAUGUUUCAGUCAAAAUUAAAUUUUCAGAUUAAAAAAUUUUAUAUAUUUUCGCACUUUUUUUAUGUGUUGUUGCUAACUUGAGGAUUUUCAGUCUCUCAGUAAACGUCUCUGUGAUGACAAAAUAUCUCAAAGCAAACAUGUUAUUUGUUCAAGCGCCGUCCUUCAACGAGCACUGCACAUCGACCACUGACAUCUAAAUUGUUGAUAAUUCCAAUACAAAACAAUCACAAAACUUAAAUCAACAUUGUAAACUUGUUUUCUGAUAAAAACAUAGUAAAAACUUCCCGACCUCAA